Thecamonas trahens ATCC 50062 is the source of this 1973-nucleotide messenger RNA. Its product is annotated as burgundy. Gene Ontology annotation, cellular component: cytosol. Gene Ontology annotation, molecular function: GMP synthase (glutamine-hydrolyzing) activity; GMP synthase activity; ATP binding. The record is from RefSeq and is a predicted model, not a curated record. Bases 1 to 1953 code for a protein of 650 amino acids. NCBI's taxonomy places the organism in Eukaryota, Apusomonadida, Apusomonadidae. Gene Ontology annotation, biological process: GMP biosynthetic process. The transcript has 2 exons.
AUGGCGACAGACGAGAGCGCCACCGUGGCCAUUCUAGACGCAGGCUCGCAGUUCUCCAAGGUCAUCGACCGCAGAGUCCGUGAGCUUGCGGUCCAUUCCGAGAUUCUCCCACUGGAUACCCCGCUUGAUGUCCUCGCCAAGUACAAGGCGCUGAUUGUGUCGGGUGGGCCCGGGUCGGUGUACGACGCAGCGGCGCCGCAGGCAGCCGACGGCCUGUUCGACCUGGAUGUCCCGCUGCUGGGCAUCUGCUACGGGAUGCAGAUGAUGGCCAUGCACUACGGGUGCCGGGUCGAGGCUGGCGAGGUGCGGCAGGACGGAGUGUUUGCCAUCCAGCUUGCCAGCGAGCCGAUCUGCCCGCUGUUUGCCGACCUCGCGUCAGCCGAGACCACCGAGGUACUCCUCACCCAUGGCGACUCGGUGCUCGAAGUCUCCGAGGACGUGCGGAGCGUGGCAGCGACCGAUGAGGGCAUUGUGGCGGCGAUCGAGGUUCGCGAUGCGAACAAGGCUCAGUUUGGCCUCCAGUUCCAUCCCGAAGUCGACCUCUCGGUCGAGGGCAUGACCAUUCUGCGCAACUUUCUGUUCGCCGUCGCCGGAGUUCCGGCCACAUACACGCUCACCUCGCGCAAGGAGAUGGCGAUCGAGUACAUCCGCGGAAUGGUGAGUGGUGACGACAAGGUGCUGGUGCUUGUCUCGGGCGGUGUCGACUCGUCGGUCUGUGCCACGCUUGUCAACGAAGCGCUCGGCCCCGAGCGCGUUGUCUGCAUCCACGUCGACAACGGCUUUAUGCGCAAGGGUGAGUCGACACAGGUUGCGGCGGCGCUGCGGGCGGUCGGUCUCGAGCUCGAUGUCAUUGAGGGCGCCGAGACCUUUUACAACGCGCACACCGAGGUCGACGGCGUGAGCGUCGGCCCGCUCAACGAGCUCGUCAAUCCCGAGGCCAAGCGCAAGGUCAUUGGCGACACGUUCAUGCGGAUCACCAACACCAAAGCUGCCGAGCUCGGGCUGGACCCGAACGCGGUCUUCCUCGCCCAGGGCACGCUCCGGCCGGACCUCAUCGAGUCGGCGUCCAAGCUGGCCAACGCGUCGGCGACGGCGUCGGUCAUCAAGACCCAUCACAACGAUACCGCGCUGGUGCGGCUCCUCCGCGACGCUGGGCGCGUCGUCGAGCCGCUGCAAGAGUACCACAAGGACGAGGUCCGCCAGCUCGGCCUCGAGCUCGGCCUCCCAGAGCACCUCAUCUCGCGGCAGCCAUUCCCUGGGCCCGGCCUCGCCAUCCGCAUCCUCUGCGCUCACUCGGCGUUUGUCCCGCCCAACGCGGCUGCCAUUGCCGAGGUGCUGGCGGGAGCCACCGCAGAGACGCCCGACUACUCGGCCGCUGUCCUCCCGGUCGCCUCGGUCGGCGUCCAGGGCGACGGGCGGACGUACGCCUCGCUCGUCGGCCUGUUUGGCCCGGUCGUCGCCGACGACACGCUCGCCACUGUCGACGCCAUCGACUGGCGCCACGUCUUUGACCUGGCCAAGUCGAUUCCCAAGCGCGCCCGCGGCGUCAACCGCGUGGCGUACGUCUUUGGCGAGCGUGUGGCCAACGGAGAUGCCGCGCUGGCCACCAUCACGCCGACGCUCCUCACGCCCGACGUCAUUGCGUCGCUGCAGGAGGCCGACGCGGUCGUCAACGCCAUCCUCGGCGACGCCGGCCUCCUCACCAAGCUCUCGCAGGUCCCGGUCAUCCUCUUCCCGGCCAACUUUGGCGUCGACGGCGCGCGGUGCAUCUGCAUCCGCACCAUGGUCACCAACGACUUUAUGACCGGCGUUCCGGCGCUCCCAGGCACCGAGCUCAUGCCAAAGGCUGUUCUCGCCGCCAUCGUCGACGCCCUCCUCGCCCUACCCAAUCCGCCAGCGCGGGUCGUCUACGACUGCACCUCCAAGCCGCCGGGCACGACUGAGUGGGAGUAACACGCGCGCGUAGCAGACAA